Molecule: messenger RNA, 1869 nt
Organism: Toxotes jaculatrix (banded archerfish)
Lineage: Eukaryota; Metazoa; Chordata; Actinopteri; Toxotidae
Gene: neflb
Product: neurofilament light chain b
Exons: 4
Coding region: 1-1869 (622 amino acids)
Biological process (GO): neurofilament bundle assembly
Cellular component (GO): cytoplasm; axon; postsynaptic intermediate filament cytoskeleton
Molecular function (GO): structural constituent of postsynaptic intermediate filament cytoskeleton
Source: RefSeq, a predicted model, not a curated record
AUGCAGAUUCACUGUGCAGUCAACCCAGCUACAUUCCAAGACAAAGAGCAGCCCUUCUCUGAAGUCAUGACUUCCACUGGCUUUGACCCUUACUUCCCCUCUACUUACAAGAGGAGAGUGGUGGUGCGCAGUGCAGGAUAUGGAGCUGGUGGAGGAAUAGGAUCUAGGUCUGCCUAUUCCAGCCAAUCUGCCCCACUGACUUCCUAUGCAUCCUCACGCAGAAGUUAUCCAACACACGCCCGAGUUACCUCCAGCUACUCCUCUGUGCUUUCUGCUCCAGUCUCUGCAGCUGCCACUGAGCUACGCCUUGACCAAGCAGCCCAGGUCAGCUCUGAGUUCAAAACAUUAAGGACCCAGGAGAAGGCUGAGCUGCAGGGCCUGAAUGACCGCUUUGCAAGCUUCAUUGAUCGGGUCCAUGAACUGGAACAACAGAACAAGCUGCUGGAGACUGAGCUUCUGCUGCUCAGGCAGAGGCAGACGGAGCCAUCCAACCUUCGGGCCCUGUAUGAGCACGAGUUCCGCCAGCUCCGUGCUGCUAUAGAAGAGGCUCGCCAUGAAAAGCAAGCAGCCCAAGAUCACAGGGAUGAGAUGGAGGAUGUGCUGAGGAACCUGCAAAAACGCUAUGAGGAUGAAGUGCUGGUAAGAGCGGAAGCCGAGGGCAGGUUCAUGGAUGCCAGGAAGGCAGCAGAUGAAGCUACUCUGGGCCGGGCUGAGCUUGAGAAAAGAGUUGCAACCCUGUUGGAUGAGCUGGCCUUCCUGAAGCGCCUCUGUGAGAGUGAGAUUGCAGAACUGCAGGCCCAAAUACAGUACAGCGCAGAGGUGUCAGUGGAGAUGGAGGUCGUCAAACCCGACCUGUCUGCUGCUCUCCGUGACAUCCGAGUCCAGUAUGAGAAUCUGGCACAACGCAACCUGCAGUCAGCUGAAGAAUGGUUCUGCAACAAGAUGAAUGUGAUGACAGCAGGCACUGCUCGCAACACUGACAUUGCAAGAAGUGCCAAAGAUGAGGCUGGAGAAUACCGCAGGCUCCUCAGUGCCAAGACACUGGAGAUUGAUGCCUGCCGUGAGAUGAACCAAGCUCUGGAAAACCAACUACAGGAAGUGGAGGAAAAACAGAGUGCUGAGAUCUCUGCACUGCAGGAUACAAUAAGUCAGCUGGAGGAAGAGUUGAGGGCAAACAAGAAUGACAUGGCUCGCUACUUGAAAGAUUAUCAGGAUCUCUUGAAUGUGAAGAUGGCCUUGGAUAUUGAAAUUGCAGCCUACAGGAAGCUCCUUGAAGGGGAAGAGAAUCGUUUAAAUGUGGCAAGUCUGGGAUCUGCCACCUACUCCCAAGCGAUGUAUGCUGCUCCACCUUAUGGAAGAACACAGAUCUCCAUGCAGAGCUCUGCAGCUCCGUACCUGCUGAGCUCCCGCUUGUAUACUUCAUCACUCGCCACAGAGGAGACAAUAUCUGCAAGCCAAGCACAGCAGGCAGAGGCCAGUCCUCCUCAGGAAGAGGAGGAAGAGCAGGUGGAAGAGGAAGAGAAGGAGGAGGAGAAGGAGGGAGAGGAGGAGGACCAGGGAGACGAGAAGGAGGGGGAGGCAGAGGAAGAACAGGGAGAAGAGGGGGAGAAAGUGGAGGAGGAGGUGGAAGAAAAGGAGGAGGAAAAACAAGAAGAUGAAGUGGAAGAAGCAGAUGGACAAGAGGAUGAUGCAAAAGAAGAUGAGGAGCAAGGAGGAGAGGAGAGCCAACCUCAAGAGGAGGAUGACGCUGAGCAGAAAGAGGAGGAGGGUGAUGACCAGGGUGAGAAGGGGGAGGAGGAAGAAGCUGAAAAAGAAGAGCAGGUGGAGGCUGAAGAGAAAAAAGGAAAAACAACUGAUAAAAAAGUUUAA